Messenger RNA from Synchiropus splendidus (mandarinfish), 2073 nucleotides. RefSeq lists its product as uncharacterized. The record is from RefSeq and is a predicted model, not a curated record. Gene Ontology annotation, biological process: proteolysis. NCBI's taxonomy places the organism in Eukaryota, Metazoa, Chordata, Actinopteri, Syngnathiformes, Callionymidae. The transcript has 10 exons. Bases 67 to 1719 code for a protein of 550 amino acids. Gene Ontology annotation, molecular function: zinc ion binding; metalloendopeptidase activity.
CACAAGUAUAAAUUUGCUCCACUGCAGCUGUGCAGCCGAUGAAUACACAUCGCAGGAUCAGACGCCAUGUGGGAGGUCGUAGUGUUUUUCAGCCUUCUGACAGCUGAGCUCAGAGCUGACACGUAUGACAAUGAACCUGCUGGAGUUUUGCUACAUGACUGUUCUCCAUACCACGUGGUCUCUCAAAUCAGAAGCUCCCACAGCGAGGUGGACAAUGAGCGCCUUUGGCACGUCGAGUGCCGUCCAGUCGACUUCAACCUGACUUGUUCAUGGGCCAGUUUUCUGAACAUGAAUGAGAUGGACCUGUUCUUCCACUGCCCAGAGGACCAGCUGAUGGCAGGAGUCUACAGCGAGUUUGUUAUGGAACAAGGAGACCGCCGAUGGACAUUCCUCUGCUGUUCCGCUCCAAACCUUGGCACCACUGAUUGUCAGCAGUCGCCUAUUGCCAACUACUGGAACGAGGACUUCACCUGGAAUGUUCCCGGGCUGAACUACCUGACUGGAGUUCAAACACACGGCAGGAAUACUGAUGGUGACCACCGCUGGAGCUACAGCUACUGCAGAGAAACCGACGAUUCGGAGAUGGUGACUUCCAAGAUCCUCCACACCAAUGACGAGGUGCAGGACAAUUUAAUCGAAGGAGACCUGGCAUCACCAGGGCAGGACAGUGGGCGAGUCUGUCAGGACUGCAAGUGGCAGAAGGUGGGACAACUGGUCCAAGUACCGUACGUUCUGGAGGGCUCCUUCAGUAGCCUUGAGAAGGACACGAUCUUCAGUGCCAUGAAAGGGUUCCACUUGAACACGUGCGUGCGCUUCGUUCCACGACAACUGGAGCACAGCUACCUCAGCAUCUUGAAGCUUCGUGGUUGUUGGUCGUAUCCCGGGCGAAUUGGAGGACCCCAGAGAUUGUCCCUUGGUAGAGGAUGCAUCUAUUACGGUGUCAUCCAGCACGAACUCCUGCAUGCUCUUGGCUUCUACCAUGAGCAGAACCGAUUUGAUCGGGACAUCCACAUCCACAUUAACUAUGAAAACAUCAAGAACAAUCGACAGAAGAACUUCAGGAAACUGAAAACAAACACCCUCAACAUUCCAUACGACUAUAACUCCUUGCUGCACUAUGGGCCAAUGGAAUUCUCUAUCAACGGACAACAAACGAUCACUUCGUAUGGACAAGAGAUUGGUCAGAGGAUCGGAAUGUCAGUGUUCGAUAUCAUCAAGGUCAACAAGCUUUACGACUGCAAUGAUUACCUUCAUAAACAUGGCGAGUGGGACAACGUGCUAGACGGGAACUUGUUCCACCAAUGUGCAGCCGGUCAAGCUGUGUCCAGCAUCACCAGCAUGCACAGCAACUUGAAAGCAGACCGCCUGUGGGGAUUUUCCUGCAAGUCCUUGGAGGAGAACUUGGGCUGCCACUGGUCCGGUGCAGUCAACGAGUAUUGGGGUCCCAUUGACUUCUCAUGCCAAGCUAAUGAAGUGAUCGCAGGCGUCCGAGCCCAGCGCCUCAGUUACCUGUGGGACCGACUGUGGGAGUUCUACUGCUGCACUCACCCAGACCUUCUUCUGACCAUGUGCCAGGACACACCGGUGGUCAACUACUGGCAUGAAUACUUCCACUUCUCUGUACCCAGUGGAAACUUCCUUACAGCAGCUAAAAGCACCUACAACAUGGAGGAAGGGGACCGUCGGUGGAGCUUCACCUACUGUCAGCAGACAUCCUGAGUCUUGGAGGGGAAAAGGCCAAGUGACUGACGCCACCUGCUGUUGAGACACUGCAACGGCAACAUCGCAGAACUGCGAGAAUAAAGGUUUCUGUCUUGACGGUGUCGAGAAUUGAUUGACGGGGAAAGCUGAGAUGCAGCAGGCGAAAUGGGAAGCUAGGCUUCGAACAAGCGAUGGAUUAGGAAUUAAAUAUUCACACUCAUAUUCCUCAGCAAUAGCAUCGAUCACUGGCCAGUCUCUACGGAUAUAUCCGGUGACCCAGCGCAGUUCUGGAGAAACAUCACCAAGGACAUUCAUCCGGUACCGUCGCCAUCUCUUCCUCUGCUGCCCCCUAGCGUUCAUGAAGCAGAUGUA